Metarhizium album ARSEF 1941 is the source of this 1065-nucleotide messenger RNA. Its product is annotated as Taurine catabolism dioxygenase TauD/TfdA. The coding region runs from base 1 to 1065 and encodes 354 amino acids. The record is from RefSeq and is a predicted model, not a curated record. Lineage: Eukaryota; Fungi; Ascomycota; Sordariomycetes; Hypocreales; Clavicipitaceae. Gene Ontology annotation, molecular function: 2-oxoglutarate-dependent dioxygenase activity. Gene Ontology annotation, cellular component: cytoplasm. The transcript is spliced from 4 exons.
AUGACCAUCUCCCAGGACCAUGACCUGCGAGGGAGCGCCACCGAGUCCUCCGCUCUUAGGAAACCUUUGAAACCGAGAGGGCUUUUGGAUGGCUACAAGUCCUACCAUGUGACACCCGUGAUUGGAACCGAGUUUCCCGACGCCAACGUGGUGGAGUGGAUGAGGGAUGCAAACAGUGAUGAGAUGCUGCGAGACUUGGCAGUGACUGUCUCUCGCCGGGGUGUCGUGUUUUUCCGAGCUCAGACCGACCUCACGGAUGAGCUUCAGAAGGAGUUGGCUCUUCGCCUGGGUCGCUUGACGGGCAAGCCGGAAUCCUCAACGCUUCACAUCCACCCACUGGCCAACUUCGAUCCCGAACGGGACCCGUAUCUCAACAUCAUCACCACCGACCAGGCCGCUAACCCUGCAGAGGACCUUUGGAAAAACAGACCUGCCGAUAUCCGAAACAGCUGGCAUACAGACACGGGCUACGAGCCCAACCCCGCCGACUACUCCAUCUUGAAGCUGAUCAAGCUGCCCAAGACCGGCGGAGACACGUUGUGGGCCUCAUCUUGCGAGAUCUACGACAAGAUUUCUCCUGCCUACCGCAGGUUCCUCGAAGGCCUGACAGCCGACUUCUCCCAGUCCAGACUGCCGACCGUGGCUGCUGCAAAGGGAUUCCAACUAUAUUCCAGUCCCCGCGGGUCGCCCAACAACGUUGGCAGUUCUCUGAGGGCCGUCCACCCCGUCGUUCGCACCAACCCUGUCACGGGAUGGAAGAGUCUUUUUGCCGUGGGCAAUCACGUCGAGCGCAUCAACGACGUAACGCCGGACGAAAGCAAGAGAUUGCUCGACUGGUUCCUGCAGAUGAUUGUCGAAGAACACGACUGUCAAUUGCGGCAUCGGUGGGAGAACCCCUACGACAUCGCGAUCUGGGAUAACCGUUCGGUCUAUCAUACCGCCAUCUUUGAUUAUGCCGGGCUGGGUGCCCGGACUGGCCAUCGUGCCGUGGGGAUCGGCGAGAGACCAUACCUGGACCCCGGCAGCAAGACCCGUCGUCAAGCUCUUGCCGAGGAAGAGGGAUAG